CAGGCCACGGAGCAGGCCUCCGUCGGGCUCGGAAUCUCGCGAGGUUCGGUGAAGAGACGGGGCUGAGGUUCUGAGGAAGAGGCCGGGUUUUUUUGUUUUCCUUUUUUGCGGCGCGGGCGGGGAAGGUUCGGUCGAGGGUUCCGCCGCGAGGCAACCGGGGAGAGGUGCCCAGCUUUGGGGUGGGCCUCCCUCAGCCAUGGAGCACAUCACGACGCCCAAGGUAGAAAAUGUCAAGUUACUAGAUCGUUACACCAACAGAAAGCCAGCAAAUGGAACACUGUACCUGACCGCAACACAUUUAAUCUACGUAGAUGCUUCGGCUGAAGUUCGAAAGGAAACAUGGAUUCUCCACCACCAUAUUGCUACUGUGGAGAAACUGCCUCUGACCGCAUCUGGCUGUCCACUGCUUAUUCACUGCAAGAAUUUCCGUGUUGCUCACUUUAUUAUUGGUCAUGAGCGGGACUGUCAUGAAGUCUACACUUCCCUGCUGAAACUUUCUCAACCAGUGAAACCGGAAGAGCUUUAUGCAUUCUCUUACAAUCCCAAAAUGCCCAAAGAGAACCGGGAGAUGGGCUGGAAGCUGAUAGAUGUCAAAGUAGACUACCAGCGCAUGGGGAUUCCAAAUGACUAUUGGGAAAUAACCGAUUUUAACAAAGACUAUGAGGUUUGCAGCACAUACUCUCCAGAUCUAGUGGUGCCUAAAGCAGCUACUAGGGCAACGGUGCUGGGGAGCUCAAAGUUUCGAAGCCGGGGUCGGAUACCAGCACUUUCCUACUUCUACAAAGAGAAUAAUGCUGCAAUAUGCCGUUGUAGUCAGCCCUUGUCUGGGUUAAGUGCUCGUUGCCCAGAGGAUGAACAGCUGCUGCAAGCACUUAGGGAAGCCAAUCCAGGAAGUCCCUUCAUGUAUGUUGUAGACACAAGGCCAAAGCUGAAUGCCAUGGCCAACCGAGCUGCUGGAAAGGGUUAUGAGAAUGUUGAUAACUACGACAACAUUCGUUUUAAAUUCAUCGGUAUCGAAAACAUCCAUGUUAUGAGGAGCAGCCUGCAGAAGCUACUGGAAGUGUGUGAAACGAAAUCUCCUUCAAUGAGUGAUUUCCUUACUGGCUUAGAGAACUCUGGCUGGUUACGGCACAUUAAAGCUGUAAUGGAUGCUGGUGUCUUUCUUGCUAAGGCAGUGAAAGAUGAAGGUGCUACUGUCCUAGUGCACUGCUCUGAUGGCUGGGAUCGCACUGCCCAGGUCUGCUCAGUGGCCAGCCUCCUCUUGGACCCCUUUUAUCGGACCUUUAAGGGAUUUAUGGUCCUGAUAGAAAAGGAAUGGAUUGCAAUGGGCCACAAGUUCUCACACAGGUGUGGCCAUCUAGAAGGGGACCCCAAGGAAGUGUCUCCUGUCUUCACCCAGUUCAUUGAAUGUACCUGGCAGCUCAUGCAACAGUUUCCUUGUGCAUUUGAUUUUAAUGAGCGGUGUCUUCUUGAAAUUCACGAUCACGUCUAUUCCUGCCAGUUCGGCAAUUUCCUGGGGACCUGUCACAAGGACCGGGAAGAUAUGAAAAUCCUUGAGAAGACUCAUUCCCUGUGGCCUUUCCUUCUCCAGAAGAAGCAGGAGUUCAGAAACCCUCUCUAUAAGGGAUUUGCAGCUUACAAGGAACUCCGGCCGAACACACUGCCAUUUAGUUUCCAGUUCUGGUGUGGCAUGUAUAACCGCUUUGACAAAGGAAUGCACCCAAAACAGUGUGUAUUGGAUCAUCUCCUUGGCUGCAUCAGCCAGAAAGUGGAGCUGGAGGGUGUUGCUACUGACUUGGAAAAUAAGUUGCCUCCCUUAGAGGGACCACUGCCAGAUGAGGUUUCCAUCUUAUCCAAAAUGGUUACUGCAUCAACUGUCUGUUCCAAGUCCCCAAUGCUCAACACACCCCAGGACUAUGAGGAUGAGCCUCCUGCCCUGUUGGCUAAUGGCAUCCUGGCAAGGGAGGAGGGAGAUGAACCUGAUCAGCAGCUGAAGAGCCAAGAGGGUCUUGUUAAUCCCCGCGACAUUCCAGGUGGUGACAGCAGCAGCAGCAGUAGCAUCCGUGGGACCAUCCAGCCUGAGGCUCGAGCAAGAAAUCUCCAUUGAACUGAUCUUUGCAUCUGCCUUGAGCCAUAGAAAAUUGGCAAUAAAGCAUGCAAGACCUGUGGCCCGGUGCUGGGAGAGCCACCUCACUCACGUAUGGCUAAGUGUUGUGUUAUGUAUUUUGGAAGCAAGGGAGGAGGCUGGUGUUCAAAGGCUUUCAAGAGCAACCCAUGGGUUUGCAUGGGGCUGGCUUUUGGGCUGCCACAAAUAGUUUCUGGGCAUAUCUUCCAGAACAGCCACAUGUUCCUUUUUCUGGUGCAAGUACACAUGGCUUCUGAGGCAGGUAGCCCUUUCCAAGAUGAGGAAGUUUUUUAAAGCCACAAGGUUUCAGAUACAUGGAUUCAAAAGCAUUGUGAGCUACUAGCGAAUGGAAGAAAAUGCCAGUCCAUAUUAGAGAGGCUUUCCUUGGCUGGCUUCUGACACCUUGCAUGGGAAUUCUAUUCAGUGGCAACAUUGGGUUAAUAUUUGCUGGCCCCUGCACAUAUUUUUGUAAGCAGUUGUGCCUUUUUUGUUCUUUUUUCUUUUUUUAACUAGAGAUUACGGUUGUGUCCAGCCAUUAGCAAUGUGAUGUUUUAUUACUGUGAUAUGUGGCUGUAAUGUGCAAGUAUGUGAUCUUUUUUAUUGAUACCUUUUUUAAAACACAAAACAACCUGUUUUGAACCUGUCUUGCUGAUAGUUUAUAUCUUUAUCAAUGUUAAUGAGCUUGAAUAAUAUUGUGGCAUGUAGAUGAAGUGGCGAUAGACUAUGGUCAAAGGUCUUAAAGCAUCUAAAGUCUUGGCUGCUCAGUGACAUGCCAUUUAGCUUACACUCAUUCCUGGAGGUCUAGUCCAAGCACUGUCUGGGUUACUGUGCAUCUUUGCUGGUAUAGGAGUGGGUGCACAGACUCUCCACUCCACCCCACCUACAGUGUUACAUGUGCACAGAAACCCAGUUACAUAAGACAACACAUUCUCAAUCUUCCUGGCUUUCAGGAUAAUGAAUCACAUGAAUUCAUUAACCUUGUGGAACACCUGGUUCAUGCAUGGAAGGAAGGAGGGCAGCACACCUAUUAUUCUACCAUGGGAAGCCUCUUGUCAGCUUCCUAAAUAUCUGAGCUGGACCAAAGUGUGAUUACCGUGACAUAUUUGAGACAAAAUGGGACCAAGGUUUCCCAUUUCAUCUCUUAGGAAUUGCCUUGUGUGAUUUGCUAUUGACCUCCCAGAGUGAAGGAUUUGGAAAUAAAAUGUAUGAGUUUGUAGUGCU
Molecule: messenger RNA, 3346 nt
Organism: Podarcis muralis (Common wall lizard)
Lineage: Eukaryota; Metazoa; Chordata; Lepidosauria; Squamata; Lacertidae
Gene: MTMR8
Product: myotubularin related protein 8
Biological process (GO): phosphatidylinositol dephosphorylation
Cellular component (GO): nuclear envelope; cytoplasm
Molecular function (GO): phosphatidylinositol-3,5-bisphosphate phosphatase activity; phosphatidylinositol-3-phosphate phosphatase activity
Source: RefSeq, a predicted model, not a curated record